GCGCCUGCUGUUGUUUCACUUUCUGUGAUGCCAGAGUUCAGGACACGUCAUUACAGACAGAAGUGCUUGGAGCGGCUAUUUUGUCGCUAAGCAGCUGUGGUGCCAGUGACUGUGUACAGUUGGAUACCGGUUACCUGGUGUACCACGAUGGACCGGGACGGGAUGAAGCACCGCGAAAUGAGCGGGUAUAGUGUGUAUGAAGAGGAGAACGAGAAACUGACUGAAAAUCUAAGGAACAAAGCUACUGCUUUAAAAUCUCUUUCUAUUGAAAUUGGAACUGAAGUAAAAUAUCACAAUAAAUUACUAGGGGAAAUGGAUUCAGACUUUGACUCAGCAGGUGGACUCUUGGGAUCUACGAUGAACAGACUGAAAAUUUUAUCAAGAGGAAGUCAAUCAAAGCUGCUCUGCUACAUGUUGUUGUUUGCAUUAUUUGUCUUCUUUGUGAUUUACUGGUUUAUUAAGCUCAGGUGAUAAAAUACUAUUAUAUAUUUGAUAUUGUGCCAUGUUAUUUUUCCAGAGAAUAUAAAUCAGUGCCUAUAAUCUGUAGAUCGUUCUUCAGUUUAAUAGGCCAUUAUUUAGCCUGAGCAAAGUGAGCAGGGCUCAGACAGUAAUUCCUUUUUUGUAUCUUAUCAGUUGUACAUUGUAAGGUCUUAAUACAGGGACUCUUGUGACAAUAUAUUGUGCUCUUAUUAGUAUAGUUAAGAUUGAACUUAUGAUAGGAGGGAUGACCUGAAUAUAUGUGGUAAUAUGGAGAAAUGCUGCGCUCUUGUAAUGACGACACACCCACACCACUGUUUGGACUGUUGACCAAUUUCAAUAGUGAACUUGCUUCUUUGGACAUUUCUUCCCAGUUGCUCUUUUUUAUUUUGUACGGAAUGACAGAAGCUCUUCGUUUUCGAGAAGACGCAUUGUUAUCUAUAUGUAAAAAAAUAUAUAUAUAUCUUAUUGAACUGUAUGAUAUACUGGAAAUCUUAGAAAAUAAACUACACUUUAAAUAUUUUAA
Messenger RNA from Bombina bombina (fire-bellied toad), 1003 nucleotides. It is a transcript of the gene BET1, whose product is annotated as Bet1 golgi vesicular membrane trafficking protein. The record is from RefSeq and is a predicted model, not a curated record. The transcript is spliced from 3 exons. Gene Ontology annotation, cellular component: Golgi trans cisterna; SNARE complex. Gene Ontology annotation, biological process: vesicle fusion with Golgi apparatus; endoplasmic reticulum to Golgi vesicle-mediated transport. Gene Ontology annotation, molecular function: SNAP receptor activity. Lineage: Eukaryota; Metazoa; Chordata; Amphibia; Anura; Bombinatoridae. Bases 148 to 471 code for a protein of 107 amino acids.